Messenger RNA from Salvelinus sp. IW2-2015, 1034 nucleotides. RefSeq names its product doublecortin domain-containing protein 2-like. The record is from RefSeq and is a predicted model, not a curated record. NCBI's taxonomy places the organism in Eukaryota, Metazoa, Chordata, Actinopteri, Salmoniformes, Salmonidae. Gene Ontology annotation, cellular component: kinocilium; microtubule organizing center; axoneme. Gene Ontology annotation, biological process: neuron migration; regulation of cilium assembly; intracellular signal transduction.
UGUGUGUUUCUAUAGAAACGGCUCAACACCUGCCUUCCCAUGAUACCUCGGCGCUGAACCGUAGGAAAACGGUAUGAUACACACGAGACUUCUACGGUCACCUGGGCAUAACGGGGCACGCAACCUGACUCUGRAUGUGCCUUUMAUGAAGUUGUUCCCGUUACAUUCAGAAUAAUUUUUACCAGGAAGUAUUUACCUGGAUAACYUGCACGCUUGAAGAACUCAGCUAUCUUCAAAGUAGCAUAACUUUCGUUCAGGUUGCGCAGUGGACUAUUUUAUGCGAAGCUCAAGAUGCUCAUUUGAAAAUGUGGACCGAAUGGACCUAAAAUAUCCGUAAAUGGCGUAUCGAUAGUGACCACCGUCCUAUCCUGUAACAGUGUGGUUUACUACGUUGAAAUUGGAUGCAUUUUUAUUUUUCUGGGGAAAUGAUCUAGCAUAGCCUUCGAUACUUUGACCACUCCAAUCGUCAUGAACUCUGAAAAGCCCAAUUUUCUAUCCCAACCUGUCGUGAAGAACAUUUUCGUUUAUCGAAAUGGAGAUCCGUUUUACGAGGCUCGCCGGUUAGUGGUAAACCAAAAGAGAGUGUCCAAUUUUGACACUUUUCUUCGAGAUGUGACUGGGGGUGUGCAGGCUCCGUUCGGAGCGGUGCGGAACAUCUACACCCCGAGAAUGGGGCAUCGGGUGGCCUGCCUGGACCAUCUACAGAGCGGGGAACAAUAUGUCGCUGCCGGGAGAGAGAAAUUCAAGAAAUUGGAUUAUUCACAGAUAGGAUCCAAAAAGAAGAGGAUGCUCCUUACUACUUCAGGGCAGCCUUAUCCACAGGCUAAACCGGUGCCCCAGAGUCGAAUCAUUGUAUCAGCAAGAUUCCUGAAACCCAUCAAAGAGCCCUGUUCGAUUUUUGUGGUAGCGAAUGGGGAUGUGUUGAACCCAGCGUUAAGGCUGCUGAUACCCCAACGGAUACUGGGCCAGUACGACAGGGUUCUGGAGCUGAUUACUGACAAAAUGGGUUUGAGAAUCCUGGGGUGUGUACGAAG